GCAUCGUGAAUGCAGAAAACAAAAUCGUGGGCAUCGGGUACAACGGGAUGCCAAAUGGAUGCAGCGAUGACCUCUUGCCUUGGAGGAGGACAGCAGAGAGCAUCCUGGAUACCAAGUACCCUUACGUGUGCCACGCGGAGCUGAAUGCCAUUAUGAACAAAAACUCAGCAGACGUGAAAGGCUGUAGCAUGUAUGUCGCCUUGUUCCCGUGUAAUGAAUGUGCUAAGCUCAUCAUCCAGGCAGGGAUAAAAGAAGUCAUUUUCAUGUCUGAUAAAUACCACGACAGCAAUGAGACCACAGCUGCAAGGCUCAUGUUUGAAAUGGCCGGGGUCUCCUUCAGGAAAUUCACACCAAAGUGCAGCCAGAUUGUCAUUGACUUUGAUUCAAUUAACAGCAGGCCGAGUCAGAAGCUGCAGUGAGCGCCAUCUCAUUAAAUCUCCUGAAGAUUGGGAUUAUCCUCUUCUAAGAAGCUGCUAAUGCGUCUCAUCUUGAAGUUACACAUAACUUUUUAAUAGCUGGGAUGGCCAAAGUCGACAUCUAAAGAGUAUAAAAGCUCAAGUCUUCCCAACUCACCCCUCCUGUCUCAUGGAAUCUGCAUCUGUUGAAACUCUUGAUUUAGGGUUUAAAGUAAAGGCGCCGCCCCCCAUCCUGUCUCUUGGUUCACUGCUGGCUCUGCAGAAGGGGGUCAGCCGUGUGUCCUCCACUGUUUCACAGCCACUCUUCAACACCACGUGUGCUGGCAACAAACAAAUAAUUGCAGUUGUGUUCCUUCCGAGAUGAGCAGACACCCUGACCUGCCCAGAUGAAGCAAACCAUGUGAUGCCCUCCGGGGGAAGAGAGAGCCCCAUAGGACAGUAGCAUCUAGGCAUGUGCUCUGGAGAGUUGAGGGGAGCCCCCCCACCCAGAAGUCCUGGGGGUGCUGCACCUUCAUCCUGACGGGUGAUGAGUGUCGCUGAGGAUGGGGGUUCUUUCUCCACUUCUGCGGUCCUGCCACCCCUGGGGUGGUGGCACCCUGUCCCUCUAGGGGCUGGGGACCCCUGUUGUUCCAGCUCCUCACUCUUGGUUUGUGGGGGAUGCGGGGCUCUUACCUUAGCGUCUCUGAGUAACGAGUUGUCCUGGAGGAGGCAGCCUGUCUCCCUGCCUCACCCUGGUCCAUGCCCUGCAGGGUGGGGGGUUGUGUGGGUGGAAGGGCGGGCACGCACCUGCUACCCGUGUGCACCACGGUUCAUUCCCAAGGCUGCCCUCCUUGCCCAUCAGUGAAACGGAAGCAGGUUUCUGUUUCGUUCAGGUCUGUUGGUGACGCGAGCUCGCAUGUGCGCCUGGCGCCCUGCCUUCAUCAUCGGCACCACUCUCGCCUUCCUAAUCACCGCCGUUUGGGGAAUGGGUCACAGUGCACCUUGUCUUUAAUCUCAUUUAAUUCUUAGUAAAUGCGCUCAGUACCUUCAUUGAGAAAAUGGUUUCUUCAUCCUAAAGAUUGUGAUCGUUUAAAAAGACUCUCCUCUUAUGAGUUUUUAUUUUGUCUCUGAGGUUCUGUACUCCAAAUUCUGGGGCAUUUGUAAUUUGGCUCCUUGUCAACAUUAUUAAAAUCGUAUUAGAAUCUGCCA
Molecule: messenger RNA, 1604 nt
Organism: Odocoileus virginianus texanus
Lineage: Eukaryota; Metazoa; Chordata; Mammalia; Artiodactyla; Cervidae
Source: RefSeq, a predicted model, not a curated record